AUUAAAGCGAACUCAGAGUGGACAGCGGGAGGAGUAGUAUUAUUUGCUGUCCGAUUCCUUGCGAAGGGCGAGUGAAAUGGGAGAUACCCUGGAAGUUGGAUUAAUGAUAACGCCUGAAACGCCUGGGCGUCCCAGAGUUCUCAACCCCUUUGAGAGUCCAAGUGAUUAUCACAGCUUGCAUGAAUCAAUAGUCGCCAGCCCUUCAGUUUUCAAAUCUUCCAAAACUUCAUCUGCAACUCCUGGAACAUUUAAAUGGUCAAUAGAUCAGAUUGCUAGUUUGAACCCAGUUGACAUUGACCCUGAAGACAUUCAUCAGCAAUCUCUGUAUAUGAGCCAAGUAAGGACUGAUACAGAAACUGAGGACAGAAGACAAAAAGCAAUUGAACAGUUCUUCACGAAGAAUAUGAUUGUCCCUUCUCCUUGGACUCAACCAGAAGUAAAAAUAGCCGCACAGUUCCAUUCAACAAGAUGUCCCAUUUCUCCCGUGGAUCAUGCAGUUAAUAUUCCACCAGGAAAAACAAAUGCUGCCUGUCAAACACUGCUGUCAUUACCAGUGGAUUUUGAUCUGGAAAAAAUACUAGGCGAUUAUUACAAGACUGAGGAGGCAGCUGACCAGUCUCAUGAGAGCCUGUGUUCAUCAUCUCUGCGACGAAAGCUCUUCCUGGAUGGCAUUGGGAGUGAAUCAGAGGUUUCUACCUCACCUACCCCAGAAAGGAGCCCCUGUGUUGCAUCUUUUGGGUCAAAUGGGGUGCUGUCUUCAUCAGAUUUGUCACCGGUCCAUUGUAAAACUCCAGUGGAAACACAAAGCUCUGGACAGUUUUCUUCUAGUCCUAUUCAGGGUGGGUCAAGAGCCUACAGUUUGGGAAGUGUGACGAGCCCUACUUUUUCUGAAAGGGUUUUACCUGGUUACAAUUCCCCUAUUUUGUCUCCCAUUUCACUCCAAAGUGGAAAAACUCCAGGAUCAGCGGAACGGAGGAAAUUGAACUUUCUCUCCCCUGAUGGUGCCUCUCUGGGCAGCUCUAACUGUAAAGUUAAGUCCUGCAUUGGAAGUCCAUUUGUAGAGGGCUGCUCUCCCAUUAGAAGUUGUUCCCCCGUGGGGUCCAGUAAUUGCAGGGCUGUGCUGCGCAGCAGAGCUUCGCCUGUCCAAUUGUCUUUUACACUUGAACCAACUGUUGAAGACGAGGAAUGUUUUCCACCAAUGGGCAACUUGGUGUCAAUGGACGUGGACACAUUCUCUAUGCAUUCUGAUGCAGUUGCAGUGAAGUGUGAAUCAUUCUUGAUUACUGGAGGCAGAAGGGAGUCUGCAGCAUCAGCCGUUAUUGAUUCAAGGGUACCUUUAGAACAAACGGAAGAAUCAAAGGAAAACAGUACUGUGGAUAUGGCAGACCAAGUAGAAACUGCAGAGGAUGAUAGCACAUGGGCAAAGGGUGAUGAUAAUGCAAACAUACCACUGACAAGCUCCAGGACUGGAAGUAUAUCAUAUUCCCACUCUCCUAUGUGCUUGUCACUGCUGGUGGAAAGUAGUGCCAUUCCUUGUGACAGCAACAGUAUGCAGGUGGACAGUGGCUAUAACACACAUUCAACUGGUAUAAGCAGCAUUAUAGAUGGCAUUAGUUCAGAGAACUGUGGAAAGGAAUUGCUGGAUAUCCAAAUGCCAGAUGAAACCCUAGUAUUAUGUAGCAAACCUCUGCAUUUUAAAUCCAAGUUACAUCAUAUACAUCAUUGAUGAAGAUGACUGUGGCUCUUGCAACAGCUUUAUGAAAUUCCUAGAGAAACAGUAAACCAUGCAUUUCAAUCAAAUUCCAGUGUAUGAAUGUAGUUUUAACCUUAUAAUGCCCAAGCAUCUUGAAAUGAGAAUACAAAAAUGGGCAUUACACAGUUACAGUUAAAAUCUAUUUGUCAGGUCCUUGCACUCAUAAAAUUGACAUAUUGGGUCAGAUGUAUGUUUUUACUGUAAAGUGCAAUUGCACUAUUUAAAAUAUGUAUGUGUGUGUGUGUAUUGUUCAACAGGGGGAUUAAAAUUGUGACAAAACUUUGGUAAACCUUCUGGCCGAAAACCUUUUGAAAAAGAUAAUAUAAUUGUUAUUUUAUACUAAAACCUGAAUUCUGCAUUAUGGAAUCAUUUUAUUAAACUACAUUUUAUUUAUUCUUAAAGGAGACUUUUAAUACUGUUAGUAAUUUUAUAUGGCACACAUAAAUAGGAUCAGCUCACUAAAACAUUAGAAAGUUUUUUUUUUUUUUUUUAAGCUGGUUUUCAAAAGGUAAUAUUAGGUCAUUCAAGACAAGUGUUAAUGGAUAAAACCGCAUGUUAUUUUAAGGGCUUUUCAAUAACUGUUUAUACCUCAACAUUCAAGUAUUGUACCAGAUAUCGAAGUGGUCUUGAUACUGACAGAAUGAUUGAUUUUAAAAGGAGCAUGAUGACAAUUCUGAUUUAAGGACUUAAUUGUUACACUCAUUUAUGAAACAGAAGUAAUAAUGGUCAGUCUGUGUUUUGAUUAGUUCUUUUAUAAUUGAUUGUUGCUGUCAACAAUCUUUAUGCUGUUAUUUUUUAUUUCAUAACUCAUUUUGAGAUGAAUUAUAUUUUAUAGCAUUAAUGUAAUGUACAGUGAUUGGAAUUGGGGCAGGGCAUAUAUUUAUCACAAUAAAGUUCUUUUUUUUUUUUUUUUAUUAUCUUGCCGAGUUAAGUCUAUUAAUUUAGUACCCUGGGAGGCAGAUUUGCACAAAGGGUGUACGAAGUAACAUGGUGCCUCUAUCUUUGAUCACCUUCAUAAGUAACAAUAGUGUUGUUGUUCUUAAUAAAAAUGAAAUAUGUACAUUGACAGUAUGCUUACAGCCAUGUUAGAUAAAGGAGGGCUUACUAAUGAUCUGAAAAUCAAUCAUAACAAACACCACAUUAGAGCUGAACUUCUGCAUCCUGGUAGUUGCUGUACAUGACAUUGUCUGAUUGCAGCUAGACUAUUGGAGUGACUUUGAAAUUGAACACCUGAAGUAUUAUAUUUUGAUCUAUAGUAUGUUAAGUAUAAAAUGCAAGCAUAAAAAACAAAAUAUAGUUAACUGAAACAGUUGUAACAAGUAUGUCCCUCUCAUACACGACCAGCAUCCCCCCUGCCGCCAAUCAGUAUGACACAAAACAAUUGUGCAUUUUGUGAUGAAAGCAUGUGUUGUUCAGACAAGCUGAGAACCAGAUGUCCAUUUUGAAAUGAAAAUGCUUGUUUCCUGUAACAUGUGUUUCUAAAAAAGAAUUGCACAUUUUAGACCCAUGUAGCUAAGAUUUAUGAUUUAUGGUUUUACAUUCCAGUUAAGGUAAAAUCAUAAUAUGGUUUGUAGGGUCUAAAUUCGGAAAACUUCCUGUGAUCAUUUCCGUGUUUAAAGAAAAAGGUAAACAUUGGACACAGUUUUAUCAAUCUACUUCAUAUCAGAAAAGGUGAACAAAAAGAAGCAGCUCCAGUUCAACAUGACAGAAAUGUAGUUUUUCAUUUGUAGAAUAUUCCAUACAAUUAAGUAUGCAUUGUAAUGUUUACUCGUACGCAACAUAUGUCUCCCAGCUACAGCACCUAUUUUUUUUGGGGGGGGGGGAUUUCUGAUGUUUGAGCUCUAUGAUCUUCAAGCUAAAAUUUGUCAAGUUUCACGCUUUAAUCAAAGUGCAACAUUUUUUGUUUAGUCGCUGCACUAUAUGGGCCACACAGCCUCUUCUCAUUCCCAGCAUUUAUCUGCUUAUUAGAAUCUGCUGCAAAAUUCAAUACUGAAUGAGAGAGCUGGAACACUGAAGUCAUGGGGAAAAUAACCACAGCACUCCAUGAAUGUGCACAGAGAUUUUUUUUAAUGUAAAAAGUGAAGUACAAUGUAUUGAAAAAAGAAUGUAUGUUGAAUCCGGGGGAUUGCUUUCUGUAGAUCACUCAGUCUCAAGUCUAAUUCAGAGCUCAACAUGUCUGACAGAGUGAAACUUUGCUAGACUAUUUACAUAAGCAUAUGAAAACUAACAAUAGAAAAGAUGAAUGACAAAAUGUUUUAACAUGAUUGUGUGUACUGCAUAUUGUGUGCACUGUAGAUUGUGUGUACUGCGUAUUGUGUGCACUGUAGAUUGUGUGUACUGCGCAUUGUGUGCACUGUAGAUUGUGUGUACUGCGUAUUGUGCAGUGUAUUACACUGACGCAACUUUUACUUGCAUAAAUUAAAUCAUUAUUAUAGGAUCUAGCAUGCAACAAAUUUAUAGCCUAAUUUGGUAUUCAUUAUGUUUGACUCCCCCUCAUCACACUUAAUUGUACUUUGUUUGCUAACUGAGAUGUAAAGUUGCGAGAAUUCAAAACAAUUUGUUUCACAAUAUAUCAAUUAACUAAACUAGAAAAGUACAAACGUGACCUACCAGUAUUUACAGCUGUGUUCUCACUGAAAUUUCCUAUUUAUAACUUAAAGCUCCUUAUUUAUCUUUAGUUACACAAGCUAGAAU
Polyodon spathula (Mississippi paddlefish) is the source of this 4447-nucleotide messenger RNA. RefSeq names its product bora aurora kinase A activator (gene bora). Lineage: Eukaryota; Metazoa; Chordata; Actinopteri; Acipenseriformes; Polyodontidae. Gene Ontology annotation, cellular component: nucleus; cytoplasm. The transcript has 12 exons. The record is from RefSeq and is a predicted model, not a curated record. Gene Ontology annotation, molecular function: protein kinase binding. Gene Ontology annotation, biological process: regulation of mitotic spindle organization; regulation of mitotic nuclear division; activation of protein kinase activity. The coding region runs from base 77 to 1726 and encodes 549 amino acids.